Penicillium soppii is the source of this 1086-nucleotide messenger RNA. RefSeq lists its product as uncharacterized. The transcript is spliced from 2 exons. The record is from RefSeq and is a predicted model, not a curated record. NCBI's taxonomy places the organism in Eukaryota, Fungi, Ascomycota, Eurotiomycetes, Eurotiales, Aspergillaceae. The coding region runs from base 1 to 1086 and encodes 361 amino acids. Gene Ontology annotation, molecular function: dipeptidase activity.
AUGCUCGUAAUCUCUAAUACGCAGACCGGUGUAGUAAGUAAGCGUGGACUUCCUGGUAGAUAUCGCCAAAACCCGCAAGAGAUGGAUGCACUGCCCAGCAUGGGCCACGCCUGCGGACACAACCUCAUCGCCACAUCCUCACUGGCCGCAUUCCUCGCCACCACCGAAGCCCUGCGUGCCGAUGGCGGAGAGGGACGGGUCCGUAUCCUGGGCACUCCAGCCGAGGAGGAUGGUGGUGGAAAGAUUGACCUGCUCCGAGCCGGUGCCUAUAAAGGAGUGGAUGCCUGUCUGAUGGGUCAUCCAGGACCACGAGUCGUGCCGAUCGAUGGAAUCGCUAAUGGAAAAUGCAUGGCGCGUGCAGGUGUGACCGCGACCUUCAAGGGUGUCAAUGCUCACGCUGGUAAUGCUCCUUGGCAGGGUCGGAAUGCAUUGGAUGCCGCCGUUGCGGCCUACAACAGCAUUUCCAUGCUGCGGCAGCAGAUCACUCCCGACCAGCGUGUGCAUGCCAUUAUUGCUAAGGGCGGCGAGCGACCUAAUGUCAUUCCUGACUUGACCGUGAUUGAGCUUUACGCUCGUGCGGAGAACAGCACCCAGUUGGAAGAUACUUGCCAGCGACUCAUUGGUUGCUUUGAAGGCGCGGCUAGAGGUGCUGGAUGCACUGUCGAACUAGAUUGGUCGCAAAGCUAUAAGGAGCUUCGGUGCAACAAAAGCAUUAUCAAGACCUUUGUCCAAGCCGCCGGAGCCCAAGGACAAAAAUACAUGGAAAACAGUUCUGCCGUCAGUGGCGCUUCCACCGAUCAAGGUAAGUCAUCUUCUAUCAACUUGUUGAUUGGACGCCUCACUAAGAUCAUAGGCAAUAUCUCAUAUGAACUCCCCCCUCUACAUCCCGGCUUCCUCAUCGAUAUUGAGAAGCCUGAUAUUGGUCCUCAUCACCCUGGUUUUGAGAAGUCUGCUGGAACACGCUCGGCGUUCGAGGCCUCUCUUCGGUUCGCCAAAGCAUUGGCCGCCACAGAAUUUGAUAUUUCAACAAAUGAGGAGUUGAGAAACCAGAUGUGGGCUGACCACGAGGAAGCAUUUGGGCAAUGA